Messenger RNA from Penicillium concentricum, 2703 nucleotides. Its product is annotated as putative phospholipid metabolism enzyme regulator. Gene Ontology annotation, cellular component: fungal-type vacuole membrane; PAS complex. The coding region runs from base 1 to 2703 and encodes 900 amino acids. The record is from RefSeq and is a predicted model, not a curated record. NCBI's taxonomy places the organism in Eukaryota, Fungi, Ascomycota, Eurotiomycetes, Eurotiales, Aspergillaceae. The transcript has a single exon. Gene Ontology annotation, biological process: positive regulation of phosphatidylinositol biosynthetic process; vacuole inheritance; protein localization to vacuolar membrane.
AUGGCUGCGGAGUCCGAGAGGCCGCCUCACCUUAACGGCGCCUCUGGUCGGUCCAGAGGGCCCAAGGAUGCAGAGGCGGCGUCAGACCCGGUGCAUCGAUCGGCCAGCGAGAGUGGUCUGAUGGAACGGUCUAUCGUUAAAUCCCAGACUCAACCCAUGUCUCAGGUGCCUAAGCUUUUCCCCAACCCUCCUACCGCUUCGGCUCCCGCGUCUGCCACGAACUCCGCCGUUUCCUCCCGCGAACCCUCCCCGGUCCGACACUCCUCACGUACCUACAAUCCUUCUUCGCCCAGCCGGGUAUCUUCACACUCGCGAAAGACCAGUCAAGACCAAUCCAGCCCGACCCGACACUCUAACGGCUUGAAAUCUGGUCCACCUACAAACUCACCAACGCCGAAUCUUCAGCGUUCCUCCUCUUCUCCCGUCAGGUCCCUUGUUCUCUCCGUUCCUAACGACUCGUUGGCCAAUGUUCCCAGUCCGGAAAAAUCCAAUAUGCCAUCAUGGGCCGCGAACCGUCGCACGGAUGUGGAUUCGACCCUUCCGAAUACUUCACAAAAAAGAUCUUCAUUGCCGAUGGAGGAGUUCACACCCAAACCGGAUCGAAACAUACCCCGGACUGUACCUAGGGGUGUCGGUGGGCAAGGGUCUGCCCUGGAAACCGUCGAAGAGAUGGCAAGCAAUCCCUCUACGCCGUCCAGUGAGAUUCCUACCAAGCCAGUGAUCCCAGAAGAGUCACGAUUACACCGGAUCGAUGAAGACCCGACUCCGCGUGCUCCGCAUCCAACUUUAGGGAGCGGCAGUGAUAGUGGUGAGAAUCGAAGUUCGGAACCAAAGGAGGAUACCCGUUCACAAGCGUCUGGUGCGGCCAAGACACCCAGAACUCUCAUGUCACAGCGAUCGACAACAUCCCUCAGUGCUGGUGCUCGUGGGAAGCCUGCCGACGGCUCAGUUCGCAACAUGAUUGUGGAAACAGAGACCGUCAGUUCGAUACCGCAGAUCUCCAUGGGAGUGGGAAAUGGUGAGCGAGGCAGCGCUUCUCGUGUAGACCAGGGCACACUUCGCAUGAAACCUUCCAAUGAGACGAUCCGUCCGCGCAAAGAAAAGAAAAAGACCCGUCGACCCAAUGCCAUCACAACAGGCCCCGUAACAAGCAAAGCGGACAUCUUCGAGGCUAGAGUGGCCAAUGCAGUGGAUGAGGCUGAUGUUUCCGACUCCGACGAGACUUUCGUUUACGACUCGAACCCGCCUGAUCCAUACCCUUCCCGACCACCCCGGUAUCAUUCUCGGACUCCUAGUGCGACCUCUAUGGCGAGUCAAGCGGAGCAGCUGGCUGGUCGUCCCAGAGGCUUAGGGCUGCGCGAUGCUUCUCAUGGCGUGACAGGCAAACGCAGCAUGAAGUUUACCAACGCCAACCCCUACAACAAUAGCAUAGAUGGUGAUGGUGUUGAGAUUGACAUGGCCUCGCGUUCUUCUAGAACUGACGGAAGUGGCACCAUCACUCCCCGGCACCACAAUUUUGGCCGUCAUUCACGCAACGGCGUUCAUCAAAUUUUUGAUAACGACAGUACACAGUCACAAAGCCAAUCUCAAAAGUCUCCGCGCCAUUUCAUCGGGAAUAGCUACAGGCAUUCGCGCCACAGCAAUACCCGGUCGUCUCCCAACUACAGAACCAUUGGCGGUGCCAAGAAGGGCGAGUUCCAUGGCUAUGACUACGAGGCAGAGGGGGCGGAUGAUGAACGCACACCGUUAGUAAACCCGCCACGUACAAUCCACAGUCGGAAUGGUCGACGGCCCAAUAGUGCAAGCGUACGGCAGAUGGAAUACAUGGCGCAGCGGAACCGCGGAUUUUUCGCUCGAUUUGGCUCAUGCGCCGUUAUCUUCCUUAUGUUGUUGAUUGUUGCUGGCGGUGCUACCUCAUUCAUCAUUGCGGCAUCCCAACCCCUGCUAGAUGUCCAAGUUAUUGCGAUUCAAAACGUGCUGGCUUCGGAACAGGAAAUCAUGUUGGACUUGAACGUGCAAGCCGUCAAUCCGAAUUUGUUCCCAGUAACCAUCGAUGACACCGAUGUCAACAUAUUCGCGAAGAGUCGAUAUGUUGGAAGCGACAAGCUUUGGCGUGAGCAUGGUGAUGUGGAUAAUUUCCCACGCGUGGAGCAAAGCCGACGUCGCUGGCAGUUGUCAGAAGCUGUGAGGUGCCUGGGCCGUGUGGACUGUGUUAAGGAUCCGCACACCACCGAUGGCGUUGACAAGGGCACCGAUCCUCCAACCGACCCAGAAGGCGAUUCGCGAUCUAUGUUGCUUGGCCGCGUGUUCCAUUUCGAUUCCCCGCUAUCUUUCGAAUCAUCUCCUUGGAAUCAUUUGACUUCCAACUCAAAGGGACAGAUCCGUCUGGCCCGGCCAGGAAACAAAACUGAGGCUGGAGGCACAGAGCGCUGGGAGCGAGUCCUCCAACACCCCUUUGAGUUGACUGUCCGCGGCAUCAUCAAAUAUCAACUCCCACUCAGCUCCCGUUACCUCUCGGCAUCUGUUAGCUCCAGCAUCAAGGUGGUGCCUGAUACCGAUGACAAUGACCCAGAACAAACACCUCCAAGCAACGGCACAGUGCGGAUUUCUGUAAAAAGAAGCGUACCAUCCAUUCACCUUUCACUUGAUACUCCUUCCACCGUGCGCGGAUCGGAGGGUUCGAGACGACCUUUUACGGCAUAA